This is a messenger RNA of Exophiala xenobiotica, 789 nucleotides long. RefSeq lists its product as uncharacterized. The transcript is spliced from 2 exons. The coding region runs from base 1 to 789 and encodes 262 amino acids. NCBI's taxonomy places the organism in Eukaryota, Fungi, Ascomycota, Eurotiomycetes, Chaetothyriales, Herpotrichiellaceae. The record is from RefSeq and is a predicted model, not a curated record.
AUGGCGCUGCCAGGAUGCGUUCUGUCACCGACGACUACCGGAUACCAUAAGCCCAGCCAGAAUACCACUUCCAGCUUUUGGAUGACCUGGUGGCGAAGCCAGCAUCCGCAGCACCCAAGAUCGGCUUAUUUCACCGGAGAUCCUACCCAAGACUGGAAGGGACAUGACUUCUGCCUGUCCACCCUGCUUCGCAUAUUCGCGGUGAACAAGGAUGUUCGUGAUUACGAAUACAACAUCGGACCAUUCCCCAACGAUCUACCACAGGAGCGGUGGCACAAGCUUUGGAACACGAUCCAGUGGUGCAGAACCAAAGAGUACUUCUCGGACAAGGGCAGGGUCGCUGCUUCACAGCGCGGCCACAUCAAUGAAGUGUUACAGCCACCAUGGUACAUACAAAACCAGUCCGGCAAUGACAAGCACGACACUGGUGUCGAAGAAAGGAGCUUAGAGGCCAAUGAGCAAGAAGAUGGUCCAGAGUACUACAUCCUCUGGCAAAACAUGCCGACGCCAGAAGAGAAGACUGGCUUAUCGAUGGAACGCUCUGUAGGCUUGCCUCCUUUCUAUCAGUUCUCAUCAUUCACCAAAUUCGAGCUUUUUGUGUCACGGGCAUUUCAACUAAAAGAGGGGAAUCUCAAGAUUGAAAUGCUUCUGUUCAGCGUCAAAGAUGGACCGCAAGCCAGUUUGGAACGCAUGAAGAUUGCAGUCUUCUGGGAGAGCUUGACCAGCUACGAGCUUGAAGGCUACAAGAUGAGUUUCUUCUUUGAUCACUGCACCCUUGAAGCAGAUUGA